Molecule: messenger RNA, 863 nt
Organism: Physella acuta
Lineage: Eukaryota; Metazoa; Mollusca; Gastropoda; Physidae
Source: RefSeq, a predicted model, not a curated record
AACUCAAUUAAUAGAUUUAGUUCUAUGGAUUUUUAAUAAGAAAAUACAAAUUGAAUAUCUAAUCAAUUGAAGGCAUGUCUUCUACCGUCCUCAUAAAUCCAGAAAAAGCACAAAACGUUGGGAUUCGCUGCCGUGUGCAUUUCCCUGAUUGUAAAGUUGAUGACAGAGAUAUAUUUGAACAUUGGAUGGCUUUUGAGCUUAAGGAGAGAUUGUUAUUUUCUUAUCCGAAUCUUGAUCCUUACAACUAUGAUGUGAUCAUCCGUUUCCAUGACGAAUCACAGAAUGUUAUUCCAGAUGAAACAGAGUUAAAUGCAGAAGAUCUAAAGAGAUGUGAAGGAAUUUAUAUUGUCAUUAGAGGCCAAGAUGGAAACAGGGAGGCAACACCUAUUGGAAACAUACACCCAAGAUAAAUUCCUGGUGUUUUAAGUACCAAAUACUAUUGGAGACAAUCACAUUUCUUUUGACGUACAGACAUGCUUUACUUAAAAUAUAUAUAUCUAUUUUUAUAAAAGUUUGUAAAUUAUUCUUGUUUUAUGCCUUUGGUCACUGGCAUAGCAGAGUUUUACAAUUUUAGUUUUCAAGUGUUUUAUUUCAUAAUUUUCUGUGAAAUAAUGAUAAGAAUAUUAAAUAAAUUAAAACUGUAAGGAAAUAUAGUAAUGAUGGUAAGUUUGCAUAUUAUUUGCUGUUUGAUAAGUAGCAUGAUUAAUUUAAAACUAUAAGACACUGAGAAACUCAAGCUUGUCUACUGAUUUAUGGAUUUAUGUACCAUUACAUUGCAUAUUUGAAAGCACAUAUGAAUAAAUAUUAUGUUUUUAGAACAAAUUUCAUGAGUGUUGCUACCUUCAUUUUAGAAUUAUCUAGUU